This is a messenger RNA of Penicillium vulpinum, 1851 nucleotides long. RefSeq lists its product as uncharacterized. NCBI's taxonomy places the organism in Eukaryota, Fungi, Ascomycota, Eurotiomycetes, Eurotiales, Aspergillaceae. The record is from RefSeq and is a predicted model, not a curated record. Gene Ontology annotation, molecular function: nucleic acid binding. Bases 1 to 1851 code for a protein of 616 amino acids. The transcript has a single exon.
AUGUCUACUCGUCGUCGGCCUCAUGUACCAUCAACGAACUGCGCUCUGGCAAGGACUAACAGAAGAUCCGGGCUACAGCACGGCGUUAACAUAAUUUCUGGGCUGCAGGUAUCCAAUGACCAGGAUAAAGCGAUUAUUGAAUAUGUCGAACGAUGGAUGGAGCACGGCUUUCAAUUAAAAAAGCAAUCGAUUGUGUCACAAAUCGCUAGUGCCUAUCUCAAACAUCAGGGUGCCCCAGACAAUGGUACGAGUCGUCAUGGUGGGAUAUUUUCUCGCAAUCAGAACUUUCAUGAGGAAAUCAAAAAGUUCCGAAAGUUAGAGAUAGGUGGCUUAGCAAGCAAAGAUCCUGAAUUGGAAGAUGAGAGGCUCUGCAAAUUCAUAGAUCAGUUUGGGGCCAUUCGAGAAAAGUAUGGGCUCGAUGAUGAACAUAUCUAUGCACUCUCAGACACAGGAUAUGCCACUGCAAUCCAAAAGGACAAACAGCCUUUGAGCAUCCGCCGCAAGAGGCCUUCCGAGAACCGCACAUUGGCCUCUGUUAUCUACUGUUACCCGGCCCGGGGCAAGCCGCUUUUACCCUAUGUUACCUUCAAGUCUUCCGAGGUUCAAGCGCCGAAGUGUACAGUCGGAGUCAAGAUAUCGUACAACACAACUGGCUGGGCAGAAAACGCGCAUGCACUGGAUUGGCUGAACAACGUCUUCAUGAAGGAAAUAGAAUCCAGUCAAUCUGGAAUGAGAGGCUCAAGCCAAUACCGUCUGCUACUGGUUGAUAAUCUCUUCCCCGUGACACCUGAAUUCUUUGUGACCUGCUGGGAAAUAAAGGUCAUCUGUCUUUGUGUUCCCCAAAAAGGCAGCGAAUAUCUCAGCCCCUUUGAAAAUGGGAUUUUCGACGGCCUUGAUAAGCUCUAUGCAGAGCAUAUGAAGAAACAGUUACGAGAGAAACAAGAGGAGAGUCUACGAGACGGACAACGAGGGAGACAAAGAGAGAAAUUGCCAUAUACUAUCUCGGCAUCUCAAUUUGCGAUCUUCAUUUGCCGUGAACUCGGAUCCGUUGUGCGAGUUACCGAAUCAAAGCGUGCGUGGCUCAAUACUUGCCUGCUUCCACCCAGCCAAGAACGAUUGAUCAAUCGUCGCAAGGGCGACCGGAUUCGUUCUCAAACUGUCGAACCCAGCAGCCCACUCCGUGGUAGGAGGCGCCGUGGAUCAUUCGACGAGACCAACUACACGGAGCUAACCACUAACGACAACAACACCCGCUUGCCUUCACCCAGCCGCACACGAUCGACCAAUCGUCACACGUGCGACCGGACUCGUGCUCGAACUGUCGAGCCCAGCAACCUAAUCCGUAGUAGGCGGCGCCGUAUAUCACCGGAUGAGACCAGUGACACGGAGCGAAGCACUGCCGACAAUCCCAUUGCUGUAAUUGUUCACCGGGACCAAAUAGCUUCGCCGGAAUCGGUGCAAGGCCCACAGCUAAGAAAUCCCUCUGAGUGGGAGGUCCUAGAACAACAAGAAGUCUCUGAAAAUUCAUCGGACACUGAAUGGUCCGAGCAAUCAAGCAGCGAAGACGAAAAAUCCUACACCAGCGCCAACGUCCCCGCGACACCAUGUCGAACCCCAAAUCGACUGAAAACUCCCAGAUCGUCCCGAAAACUGGAAACGCUACUAAGUUCGGUGAUGUCCCUUGAAGACUUUCAAAAUUGCGUUGAGCAGUACGAAAACGCAUCAUCACCCGCUGACAAGAAGCGACGCCGCGAACAAAUCACGCUGGGCUAUGCUAAAUGUAUUUGGAAACUUGAGGACGCAAUUCAAUCACCGCCGGGGUCCUCUUCAAAAAAAUCCAGAACUCAUUGA